AUGUUCUCAUGGACUAUUUUUUUUGCCUACUAUACAGCCCAUGACUCUGCAAGCCAUGUUAUUAUUUUACGGGUUGCUACGCGCUACAAUCCAGUUUUCUUUUUCAUGCCUGUCAUCCUAUUUUUCUGCCUUGUUUUGUCAUCAUUCAUAUAUGUGAACUACUUUUUGCAGAUGUACUCUACGGUUUGCCGUGUUGCAACCGUCCUUCAGACUAGAUAUACAGCACCUGGAUUCUGGCGUGCUGGUCUGAACCUCUUCGUAGCGACAGAGAAGCUGUUAACUAAUCCUGCUGAAAAGGAACGCCUCAAAACCUGCAUUUUGAGGGCCCGGGAGCAUCUUGAUGAAAAAGAAAAUGAGGAGUCAAUGCCAACCAACAGAGAACCAGACACUAGAUUCCUUUUUGAAGGCCACCUUACCGUGGGACAAGAACCUCCUCCUCCAGCAUGGCUUGUCGCCCAGAAUUUAACACGAGAAUUGAACAUCUUAGCGGAACCUUCUGGAGAUCAAAAUGGGAACAACACUAGAACGGAGUUGAGGCCUGAGGAGAUGACACCUGCUAUAAUGAACUUCUUAAACACCUUAUCAGGGGACGCGGAGCUUGAGAGUGCCUUGGAAGCAUCACUGCAGGGUAUCACAGCGCAGCCCAAGGUACCACCGGCUUCAAAGGAGGUCGUUGCUAAUCUCCCGGUUGUAACUGUUACUGAAGAAGUCAUUGCUAGGCUGGGCAGCGAGACUGAGUGUGCUGUUUGCCGAGAAAACUUGGUUGUGGAUGACAAGAUGCAGGAGCUGCCGUGCAAGCACCUUUUCCAUCCCCCUUGCCUCAAGCCAUGGCUGGAUGAGAACAACUCAUGCCCGAUCUGCCGGCGCGAGCUGAGGACGGACGACCAUGCGUACGAGAGCCGGAAGGAGCGGGAGCGAGAGGAGGAGGAAGACAGGAAGGGAGCGGCCAAUGCUGUCAGGGGUGGGGAAUUCAUGUACAUCUGA
This is a messenger RNA of Triticum turgidum subsp. durum (durum wheat), 984 nucleotides long. The record is from the annotation of a GenBank genome assembly. Lineage: Eukaryota; Viridiplantae; Streptophyta; Magnoliopsida; Poales; Poaceae.